Molecule: messenger RNA, 3339 nt
Organism: Numida meleagris (helmeted guineafowl)
Lineage: Eukaryota; Metazoa; Chordata; Aves; Galliformes; Numididae
Product: guanylate-binding protein 1-like
Molecular function (GO): GTP binding; GTPase activity
Source: RefSeq, a predicted model, not a curated record
UGGGUGGGGCGAUCUCGCGAGAGGGUGGGUUUUCCGGCUUCUUCCGGCUGGCGGUCGUGGUACUCACUUCCGGGUGUUGCGUGUGUGCGGGUGGCAGUGAGGUGAGAGAGGGCGCUCGGAGCGUCCCUGGGCCAGAAGCGCCUAGGAGAGCGACUAGGUUUGGGGACCGAGGCCUAAGCGCCAGGUCCAGGGCUCGGAACCAGGGCCAGGGAACGAGAGUCAGAACCGGGGACCACGGCCAGGCCUUGGGCCAGAGAUCAGGGCCCCAGUUCCGACACCAGGCCCUAAGCCUGGGAAUCGGGACUCACGGUCAGGGGCUGAGAUCCAGAGACCGGACCUAGGGCCCAGGAACCGACCCCGGGGAGCAGGCAGUUAGGCUAGGAAGUGAGGACCAGCCCUGGAAACUAGGCCCAGAGCCCAGGGUUGGGCCUAGGAGAGCGACUAGGUUUGGGGACUGAGGCACAGGGACCGAGGUCCAGGGCUCGGAACGUGCUCCUACAAGUCAGCCAUAAGACAGAGCCCAGGGACCAGCACAGAGCCACACCAAGUGACUGCUUUUGUUGUUGUAAGAACACAAGUAAGCGGUAACUUCCAUAACAAGGCAAGCACCAGAUGCACACCAAAGCAGGAGGCAACAAGGCUCCCAGCCCUUCCUGGCUCCCAGUCCCAGUCACUGUGGAAAACUGGAUCCUUUGAAAACUCUUCAUCUUUCACUUAUCUACUCUAACCUGAGCUGGAGCCCGCUUUGUGCCUGUAAUGCAAUGGGAUGCGCCACAAGGCAGCAGAGCAGCAAGAUCCCAGGCUGCAGUGAGUGAGGAUCUGCUCACACCCAACAGCAGUGGGUACAGAAGUAAGGGAAAAAGGCUGCUUACCUCAGAAGGCCUGUAAGGUCCUCGGGUAGGCAGGGAUCUCCAGAUGAGAUACCAUUAUCUCUGCUGCCAACCCUUAAAUGACGUUUGGGAAGGGAUGGAUCCUGGCUCCACCCCUUCUAGUGACUCUGGCGCAUUACUUCAUUACUUGCAUCUAAGCUCCCCUGGGUUGGCCCUGCUUUCUUAUGAGGUGAUCAGUCACUGGUUCAAGCCAUGACUUAACAUUUCCCCUACAGUCCCAUAGGGUGCUGUAAGGCACUUAAUGAAUCCAGAGGAAGAGUAAGCCAAAAGUAAGAAAGGGGAAAGGGAAAGCUGGGAUUAAGAGUGGGAAGGCAACGGGCAUUGGCUUGGUUUCCCCUUAAUCCCCCAGUCUUGGAAUCGUGAAAAUUGGCAAAUCUGUUUCCCUCUACUUUAACUACUGGAUCACAAUACAGAUAUUCUUUUGCAAGUUUCAAAGGAGCUAUCCGGAAUUGGUCUGGAUGUCAAUUGGAUCAGAUCUGCACAUAGGAAUUUCCCAGGAACUACAGGCUCGGGGUGCAGAAGGCACCAGCACCCAUGAGAAACACAAAGUCUUCAGCAUCCUGGAGAGCACUGCCAGGAGACAAACCCUGUCCCAAACACAGAAGUGUCCUGCUAGCUUCUGCUCCAGGCCUUACCUUCACCGCUCUGCGCGGCAGGUGCCUUGGCCCUGUGGCCAUCCCAGAAGAAACGCAGGGCAGCAAUGAGCCGGUGCAGGAAGCACACCAUGUACUCUGGUGGGCACAACACAGUCAAGUUCUAGGGCAACAAUGAGAGUUGAGCCAUUAGGGCAGCUGUGAAGGUGCUGCUUAGUCCCGGUGGCCACAAGGGCCAGGCAGAAACUUCCUGUUCUCAUUCUUGCUCAAAGCACAUGCACCCAUUUGCAAAGAGCACCUCUAGUUUCCAGCACUGGGAUGGAGCCCAGCCCUGACAGCAUGUAGCUGCUUCCACCGCUGUAAAAUCCCUGGCUCUACAAUAACAAGCUGGUCUGACAGAGGAGGAUGGAUAGCACUUGUUCCACCACUGAAGAUGGGCUGCUCAUUAACACAGACAGGCAGGUGAGGAAAGGGUUUCCUGCAAUAGCACAUCCCCACCUUCCCUAGCUGCAGGCCAUCAGCCUGAGCCAAGGCCAGAAGAGUGGUGCUCACCCAGGUGGUGAAGGGGAUGCCAAAACCAGCAGGAAAACUGAGUGCUUCACAGCCACACUUGAGAGAUUUCAGCAGGAUAUCUGACUUACACCCAAGGCUGCUCCCAAGGAUAGUUUUCCACCUAAAUCACUGCACAGGACCUGGUCUGCACUCACAGCAGACGGCAGCACAACCAUGGAUGCUCCGGUGCUCCCGAUGCCAGCCCCGCUCUGCCUGGUGAACAACAAGGAUGGCAAGCUGUCCCUCGACCCCACAGCACUGGAAGUGCUGCGUGGCGUCACCCAGCCCCUGGUGGUGGUGGCCAUCGCCGGGCUGUACCGCACCGGGAAGUCCUUCCUGAUGAACCGGCUGGCACAGAAGCGCACAGGCUUCCCACUGGGCCCCACGGUGCAUGCGGAGACCAAGGGCAUCUGGAUGUGGUGCGUACCCCACCCGCGCCGGCCUGGCGUGAUGUUGUUGCUGCUGGACACUGAGGGGCUGGGAGACCCCAACAAGGAUGACGAUGACAGCGAUGCCUGGAUCUUCACGCUGGCGCUGCUGCUCUCCAGCACCCUGGUGUACAACAGCGUGGGCACCAUCGACCAGCGGGCGCUGGAGCAGCUGCGGCUGGUAACGGAGCUGACAAAGCACGUGCGCGUGCAGGAGGAGGAUGACAACCCAGCAUCCAACUUUGUCCGCAUCUUCCCUGGCUUCGUCUGGACCGUGCGUGACUUCACGCUGCAGCUGCGGGCCGGUGAGAAGACCAUGAGCGAGGACGAGUACCUGGAGGACAUGCUGCGACUGCAGACCGGGAACGGGCACAGGGCCCAGGAGCGCAAUGAGCUGCGGCACUGCCUGCGCAACUUCUUCCCCCGCCGCAAGCUGUUCACGCUGGAGCGACCGGCGGCUGACGCAGAUCUGUCGCGGCUGGAGGAGCUGCGGGAGGACGAGCUACGGCCGGGCUUCCGGAAACAGGUGGACGCCUUCUGCCGGUACAUCUGGGAGGAGGCACCGGUGAAGGUGUUGCCGGGUGGGCACCAGGUGACGGGCAGCGUGCUGGCGGGCCUGGUGGAGAAAUACGUGGCGGCCAUAACCAGCGGUGAUGUGCCCUGCGUGGAGAGCGCAGUGACAGCGCUGGCACGGGCCGAGAACACCGCAGCAGUGGAGGCGGCAGUGGCCGAGUACCAGCGAGGCAUGGAGCAGGGCCUGGUGCUGCCCACGGCCUCCUAUGACAUGCUGGUGGCCGUGCAUCGGGACUGGGAGCAACGCGCCAUCGCCCUCUUCCUGUCCCGUGCCUUUGCCGACAAUGGGCUGGAGGAACAGGA